Anarrhichthys ocellatus (wolf-eel) is the source of this 8726-nucleotide messenger RNA. RefSeq names its product apoptotic peptidase activating factor 1 (gene apaf1). Gene Ontology annotation, molecular function: ADP binding; protein binding. Gene Ontology annotation, cellular component: apoptosome. NCBI's taxonomy places the organism in Eukaryota, Metazoa, Chordata, Actinopteri, Perciformes, Anarhichadidae. The record is from RefSeq and is a predicted model, not a curated record. Gene Ontology annotation, biological process: regulation of apoptotic process; apoptotic signaling pathway. The transcript is spliced from 26 exons. The coding region runs from base 181 to 3918 and encodes 1245 amino acids.
CGGAAGCUCUCUUCUUUCGAAAUUGGGCGUGUAGAACAACGUUCACAGAAAAAGAAAUAGCUUUUUCAUACACUGGAUUAAAAAACGUACAACUAUACACAGAUCAACAUUCACCUUCCACGGGAAAGAAAAUAAGAUAUUCUGCGACAGGAUCCUGCAUGAUCGGCGUGCUGUGCAGCGAUGGCGUUGGAGGAAGGCGCGCGGAGCUGUCUGCUGCGCUCUCGGCACAGACUGGAGCAGGACAUCAUGCCCUCCUACCUGAUGGACCACAUGGUCAGUGACGGUGUGCUGACUGUGGACGAGGAGGAGAGGAUCAGGACCCAGCUCACCAGGAAGGAUCAGGCUGUGGCGCUGCUGGAGCUGCUGCUCAGGAAGGACAACCGUGCCUACAUCUCCUUCUACAAUGCAAUGAUCAAGGAGGCAUACAAUGAUUUGGCCAAUCUCCUUCAUCAUGACCUACCCCGCCCAGUACCCGAGGCACAUAUGCGCUCCUCUGAUUACUGCACACCUUAUGUCCAGACGGUGCUCAGUGAAGGCGGUGUACCGCAGAGGCCCGUGGUGUUCGUCAGCAGACCGGAGCUCUUGAACCGCGUCAGGGAGAAACUCUACCGGCUGCAGAAGGAGCCUGGCUGGGUCACCAUCUUCGGCAUGGCUGGCUCGGGCAAAUCCGUCCUGGCUGCCGAGGCUGUCAGACACCAUGGAAUCAUCGAAGAUUGUUUUCCCGGCGGAGUCCACUGGCUGUCCAUCGGCCAGCUGGACAAACCUGACUUGCUGGUGAAGAUCCAGUCAUUGUGUUUCCGUCUGGAGCAGAGCCUUGAAUCACAGUCCCUCCACCGGCCCCCCAACUCUCUGGACGAGGCCAAGGAGCGUCUGCGCUUCCUCAUGCUGCGCAGAUAUCCAAGAUCUCUGCUGAUUCUAGAUGACAUCUGGGACAGCACAGUGCUAAAGGCGUUUGAUAUCCACUGUCGGAUACUUUUGACCACCAGAAACAGAAGCCUUGCUGACUCUGUUAGUGGAGCCAGAUACGAGUUGGAAGUGGCGAGUGGUCUGGAUGAAGGCAAGGGUCUGGAGAUCCUUGCUCUGUACACUAACACCAAAGUCAAAGGACUUCCCGAGGAGGCUCGCAGCAUUGUCAGAGAAUGCAAAGGUUCCCCACUGGUGAUGUCCCUGAUUGGGGCUCUACUUAAAGAGAAACCCGACCGUUGGCUUUACUACCUCCGCCAGUUGAAGCAGAAGCAGUUCAAGCGUAUACGGAAGUCAUCGUCUUACGACUACGACGCCCUCGACCAAGCCAUGGCAGCGAGCAUUGAAGUCCUACCCGACGAACAUCAAGAACUCUACAAGGACCUCACUGUGCUCGAGAAGGACAUCAAAGUCCCUGCAAAGGUGCUGUCUGUUCUGUGGGACCUGGAGCCGGAGGAGGUGGAGGACAUUCUCGAGGAAUUUGUCAACAAGUCUCUGCUUUUUGUGGACAGUAACAAUAAACCCUACCUGUACUACCUCCAUGACCUCCAGCUGGACUUCCUGGUGGAGCAGAAUCGCACCCAGCUCAAGAGCCUCCACAAUAAUGUGGUGCAGCAGUACCAGCAGCACUACAGAGAUGGUCCUCCCACCUCAGGAGAUGAGGAAUGUCUCUACUGGAUCAGAUUUCUGACCUACCACAUGGCCAAAGCCAACCUCUUCCAGGAGCUCUACUCGCUCCUGUUUUCUCUGGACUGGGUCAGGACCAAGGCCCAGUUGAUGGGUCCGGCUUACCUCAUCAAUGACUAUGUGGAGUAUGGACCCAUUCUGGACAAAGAGAACUGUGAUGUGCGGAGUCAAUUCCAGGAGUUUCUCUCUCUCAACGGCCACCAGCUGGAGCAGCGUCCUUUCCCAGACGUGGUGCAGCUGGCUCUGUCUCAGCCGCAUACAUCCGAAGUCUACCGACAGGCUCUGCUGCAAGCACAGGACCGCGCCAGCAUGGGGAAACUCUACUUUGAAUGGCUGAAUAAGAGCAGCGUCGAGAGUCUGUCCCGUCUGGUGAUCCACCCCCACCAGGGCUCCAUCUCCUCCGCCUGCUUCUCCCAAGACGGAGCCAAGAUCGCCUCCUGUGGGGCCUGCAAGACACUGAAGGUGUUUAAAAGCACCUCAGGUGAGAAGCUCACAGAGAUCCAGGCACAUGACGACGAGGUGCUCUGCUGUGCCUUCUCCCCCGAUGGCUGUCAGCUCGCAACCUGCUCCAGCGACAGGAAAGUCAAGGUGUGGAACGUGGAGAGAGCCAUGCUGCUCAGGGUCUUUGAGGAGGAGCAUGAGGAGCAGGUCAACCACUGUGAGUUCACCAACACAAAGAAGCGCCUCCUGCUGGCCACCUGCUCCAACGACAAGUUCCUGAAUGUCAAGCUGUGGAACCUCAACAAACCAUCCUCCCAGAACACCAUGUUUGGCCACUUUGAGCCGGUCAACCACUGCUGUUUCUCCCCCAAUGACAGCUAUGUGUCCACGUCCUCCAACGACGGUACCGUUAAGCUGUUCCAGGUGUCGUCUGCCAAUGAGUGGAAGACGAUCAACGUGAGAGACAUGUUUGCGGAGAGUGAUGAAGAUGUCCUCGUCAAGUGCAGCACUUGGACUGCUGACGGCAAACGCAUCAUAUGCGCAGCCAGGAAUGCUGCUCUGGUGUUUGACGUGGAGACAUUGGACAUGUUGAUGGAGAUCAGGACGAAUCGUCUGAGCACGGUGCAAUACUGUCACGCCUGUCCUACCAGUAACCUGCUGGCGAUUGCGUUCUCAAACUACGCUGUGGAGCUGUGGGACUUGGAGGCCAAUAAGAAGAUGGCUGACUGCAGCGGUCACCUGAGUUGGGUGCAGCGGGUCCAGUUCUCUCCUGACGGCUCACAGCUGCUCUCCUGCUCUGACGACCAGACUGUCAGGUUAUGGGAGACUAAGAAGGUGCACACCUCCUCAGCUGUCUGCCUGAAAAGAGACUCUGACGUUCUCUUCAAUGAUGAAGGAAUCACAGUGUCAGCUGCAGACAACUGCAACCGACUGCAGGUACGUGAUGGCAGGACGGGAUCAGUGCUGUUCCAGUCGGAGGAGAAGCCGUCCAGGAUCCGGUGCACGUGUAUGAGCACACAGCCCUCUGCUGUGGCCCUGGGCCAGGACGAUGGCACCGUACAGGUGUUGGAGGUGCCCUCUGGGAAGCUCCUGGCCACCCUGCUGGGACACACCAAGACGGUGCUGCACUGCCUGUUCACCCAGAACGGCCAAACACUUAUCACGUCCUCCGAGGACACCACCAUAAGGGUGUGGCGCUGGCAGUCUGGCGAGUGUAAAGUCCUGCAGGGUCACAAGGAACAGGUCAGAUGCUUCUCUCUGCUCUCCACUGACACAAGACUGCUGUCCUGGUCCUUCGAUGGUACCGUCAAGAUGUGGGACCUAGAAAGUGGAGAGAAGCUGCAGGACAUCGAGGCUCACCGGGGAGCCGUCCUGUCCUGUCACGUCUCGCCAGACGGAUGCCUCUUCGCCACCACCUCUGCUGACAAGACUGCUAAGUUGUGGCACUGUGAGUCCUGGCAGUGUGUCCACACACUGGGUGGCCACCAAGACUGUGUCCGAAGCUGCCGAUUCUCCUGGGACAACCGACGCCUCGCAACAGGAGAUGACAAUGGAGAGAUUCGGCUCUGGAGUGUCAAGGACGGCUCUUUGCUGAGGAUUUGUUCCCGUGACGGUAAAGACGGCAUGGACUCGCUCCACGGAGGCUGGGUGACCGACCUGCACUUCUCCCCAGACAACUCUCUUCUGGUGUCGACUGGCGGCUACAUCAAGGUAUGUUCACACAGACUAUCGGACUCGUAUGGAUACUCAAAGUCACAGGGAAGAAGAAGAUGUAGUUCGGUCGGUAGAAAUGAGUCGUUUCUAUAUUGUACUAUAAUCACUAUUUGAUUUAAUGCCUUCAUUAAAUAAUCAACAGUGGAGCAGAAAAUGAGGGACAAAAGGGAGGCGGGGAAUAAAAUGUAAAAAAGGCCUCCAGCCGGACUUCAAACAGGGAUGUUUUAACAAUGACCUCUUGGACUGUAUUGUAUCCACUGCAUCAGCAUGUAAGUAAUAUAUUAUGCAACAGACGAGCACUUGGCACCUAAAUGCACUGUUCCUCUUCCUGCCCACGCUCAAACGCUUUUUGUUUUUCAACAAUAUACCAUUGUGUAUGUGAGAUGUGUCUCAGUAAAAAACAAUGCACAAAUGCCACCAACAUGCACCAGUGUUACAGUAACCAGAGGAGCAUUGCAGUGGUGCAGGUUUACAUAAAAACACUCAAUACCCGAGGGAGGUGUGUGUGUGUGUGUGUGUGUGUGUGUGUGUGUGUGUGUGUGUGUGUUAUUACCUUCACUUUUACAGGAGAUGGGUUCACAGAGCGGACAGUCUCAGCUGUGCUCUGAUUGGCUAUUUGCCGGGCAAUGAUGUAAUCCUCAAGGGAGAGCGGUUCUGAUCGAUGAGGCUUUAUACCUCAGAUUACUUCUGAUUCUGUGUGUGGGGUGGUUUUGUGUGCGCGAACAUGUGCAUGCGCGCCUUUGUUUGUACCUGCUUGUGUGGGUCGACUGAUAUGUUACUGUUGAAGGCAGUAGUUGCAGCAAAAACACAUCGUAAUCUCGUCACAAAGCCUAAAAAUUAGCUCGUACUUAAUGAGAAACUCGUGUAAUUCUUUCACUUAAUACCGUUUCUUUUAAUAUAUAUUUUAAGGUGUUCCAAUUUUCUGAAAACCCAUUAUUUUUCUCUGAAGGUACACACAGCACAUGCAGUUUAAAGGGCAGAGAAUAAAGUCCUCAGGAGGCUAUUAAAAAGAAAGAUGAGGCGCUAGAAAGGACACCAGACACCGUAGCGUGACAUCACAUGUGAGAAAAGAGACUUAAAGGUUUGAAUUUACUGCCUUUAUAGCAGGAAAGAGCACAAGGUCGCACUUGAAUCGAUGUGCAGCACACAAGAAACGGAGGAUGUAGAUAAAUAGAGGCCACUUUUGGCUGAGUUCCAGACUGUCCACUAAUAUGGCUGUCCAAAAAUGUUAUGAUAAUUUAUGUCCAUCGCUGUGUAUAUGCAUUAUAUCUUGAUAUAGAUUACAUCAAUAUGUCUGCUGAGUUCAAAUAGUCCCUGUAGCUUAAAGCAUUACUUCUAUAUUUUGGGAAAUAUGCUUUUUUUGCUUUCUUGCUGAGAGUAAGAUGGGAAAAUGUGAGAUCACUCCAUUACAUCUGUGCGCUAAAUAUGAAGCUCAAGCCAGCAGGCGAUUAGCUUAACUUAGCUUAGCGCUAAGACUGGAAGCAGGGGGGAACAGCUUGUCUGUGUCUGUCCAGCGUUUUUAUAUUAGAUAUAUAUUUAAGUAAGUAAAAUAAUGAUAACGUAAGAAGCCUGUUUUACCUGGAAACCAAACAGUCUGGUCCACUGAUAUACCCUUUGAUUUGUUUAUAUCUUAGUAAACUUAACAUUUAUUUCAUAUAUUCAAAUGAACAGACGGGGCUGCCGUGUUUGAUGCACUAAUACAGUGUUCAUCCUCUUCUUUUUUUUUUUUUUUUUUUUUUCUGUUACAUCACUAUGACAGUCAUCAUUAUUCUGGGAUUUGGCUAACGAAUCACUCCAUUACUCUAUUUCCUGCUCUCUCUCGCUCUCUCUCUCUCUCUGUUGUGUUGACUUGAUGGAUCAGCGUCGCGAGCUUUGAUUGAUUAAUCGCACUGCGUGUCGGCCGGACAGCUAUGAGAGGCCAUCCAGUCUGUCAUAGUAAUUACCCUGACAGAGUGUGUACCUCUUAUGACAGAUGAUAUAGACCGCAGAGUGAGGAAGCAUGAUAAUAAUCUGUGUUAAUGAUUACUGCCAAGGCGUAUAUCUCCGUGCUCGCCUGUUUUAAAUCAUAGCGUUUAAACAGACUUGUGAGUAUGUUGAUAUAAAAAAAAAAAUCCUCUUUCAUCCCAUCGCUGGUCCAUGUUUCUGAGUUCUAGAUAUGACAAUGAAAAGGGAAGGGUGUACCUACAUGAAUAUGAAGCAAGAACACCAGUGUGCUCGGAUAAAAUAUUUACCGACGUCUAAAUAAAUCACGGGAUGUUGUAAUUAUUUUUCUGUCGGUCUUGGCAAUCGUCUGAAUGUCGUCAUGAGGGUAUUUGGUUUGUAUUCAUCCUCAGCUGGUGUAAGGCAGAGAUUUAAUUAUGGAGGAUCAGUGGGAUUGUAUUAAAUGUGCAUUUGGAUCAUAGAUGCAGACUGAUUGAUAUUAAAGUUUGUCUUGGAUCCUAUAAAAGCUCUGAACAAUGGCUUUGCUUCAUGGCAACAACUUUUUCUGUUCUACUUAGGAAGUAGAAGUUUGAAAUCAAUUUUCACCACAUAAUAAUAUAAUAAUAAGCCAUGUUGAAAAUAAACAUAAAGCAUCUUUAUUAUAUUAACAAAGUUAGUUGAACAAUAUUGAAAUCACCAUGAAAAUGACUUAUCUAUUUGUUUUCCUUCAGUGUUAAGGAACAGCACCAAACUGCUAAAAGCUGCAGUAAUCCAUAUGUUUAGAUUAACAGUGGUUAAAAGACUUUUAUUGUGAAAAUAUUUCUUGUAGUGCGGAACCCACAGAGAAUGAUUAUCCCACUCUGCAGGUCCCCUCAGCUCAACGGAGCGUUUUAGCGUCUUUCAGCUCAUUUGUUGCUUUUACGGCCUUAUCUUUGUCCUCGUUCCGCUCUCGUCAGCAUCAGUUUCUGAUUUUCAGUGGAGGAAGUUCUAAAACCCAACUGUACGCUACCAGCCCAGCACCAGCAGCAAUCAUGGACACAGUUGGCAACUAUACUGGUAAAGAUUGCUGAGCAUUUAGCAGCUAAAGAAUCAGACGGAGUCAGUGGAUUCAACUCUUGUUGGAUGAUCGAAUGUCAUGGACCAUUUUUAAUGCGACUAUAUUCCUGAAGAGAACUCUUGUAAAUGUGUACGAAAUGAGCAGAACAUGACAGAGAAGGCAUGUUUUUUUGUUUUUUUGUUUGUUUGUUAUCGUGACGUGAUUCAGUGGAGAGUUUUCAGCUCGCAGCUCUAAACAUCAGAAGCUCUUCUACACAAUGAGUCAGUGUGUUGCGGCUGCUGAACAGAACGGUGUUGUUAUUGGUCUCAAAAGAGCAGGAGAAGUGACGGCGGGUGAUGUCUCCCAUGGUUCUCUCAGUUGAUGGGUUGAUAUGAUGCAACGUGAGGCUCCAUGCGUAGACGUGAUGUGUGUUUUGUUUUUGUUUGUCCCUGUGGUUUUUGUUACUCGUCUCUGUCAGUACUACUGCCUUAAUCAUCUCUCAAGCUCCUUUUUUUUUUUUUUUUUUUUUUAAUCGCUUCGUGUCUGCCUCUCUUGUUGUCUCUGUUUCAUCACUGCCUCCCUCUGUAUGGUCGGGUGAAUGGUGCGAGUGUAAUUAAAAGCAGCGGGCUAUACGUGCUUGUCCAAUCCCCUGUUGGGUGGAGGUACCUGUGUAGAGUGUUUAAUUAAACAUUACUUACGCCUUUUAUCACCGAUUCUUCACUUCACAUGAUACAAACCAUGACAUAUGGGCUUGUGGUGGUGCAUUUGGUUGUCAAAUUAUAAGCUUACAUGCCUGCGAGCGGAUAAGUGUGUGUGUGUAAGUUUCUGUGUGUGUCAGGGUGUGAUGAAGUGAUGCCAUCCAGCCCUCUGAGAGAGGCUGUUACAUCGCACACUGACUCCCAUCAGUCCUCCUCCCUUCUGCUCCGGGUCGUGCCAGGAAAGGCUGUACCUGUCUCACACCUGGCCUCGACGCAAACACACUCUCCGAAAAGGCUACGAGACGAGCUGUCACAGUGCCAUGAUCCGAGAGGGAGGCGGCUGGUGUGAAAAGGCUCACCCUGACCGCACACACACACACACACACACUCAGGCCCAGCAGCCCAGAGUAAUUCACACCAAGUCGUCAUGUUGCAAACAAACCGGCAAUAUGCUGUAGAUGUUGACACGGAGCUUUCAAACUGCCUAUUUUUACAUUAGGAACAGUUUCUCAGGGGCAAAAAAGUGUUUUUACUGAGUGAACAGAGACAUAAAAGUCCUCCUGUUUCAGUUUGAAUGGAGUGAAUGAUGCAACCAUCAUACCCUGAAUGAUUUUUUAUUUUUUUUUUUUAGAGGUCUAAAAUCUAGGAGAGGAAUCCUUGUUAGUGCAUAUGAAUCCCUGUAUGCUGUUCAUACGGCACGUUACCUCUGAUAACGCCGUCUCCACCCAAGGCGUUGUUGCAGAAGCAUAAUCCAUUCGGUUUGUUAAUAAUCUGUUGAUAUUACAGCAACUUCUCUCCUUGGCUGUUGGAAAACUUGCAAUCUCAAGUCAUCAAAGUAUUUUGUCACUUCAAUAUCAAAAUGACACCUUCUUCAGUGAUGACAGGUUUCUAGCAAAGACGUGAGAUUGAGAGGAAGCCUUAUUUUAGUCAGCCACAACUUAAAAAUGUGUGAUACCACUGACUGUACCUGGCCUCCCAAGGGUUGUUGCUUUGGAAAUAUAAUUAUAUUAUUUUCACUUCAGUACUGUUGGCAGCAAUGUGCAUCAAGACAGCAGCAUACUUGGUGUGCUAGUAGAGCACAAGAUAUGAAAAAAGAGGGACAUUGCUCAUCAAAACAUUGCUCCACGGAGCCACUAAUGGUCAAAAACACAUAUAACUAAAAGACCAAAAGGGAAACCAUGUUGAAACCUGAGCUAUAGAUUCAUCAAUGGCGUCCAACCCAGUGAAGAACAUGUCAACUCUUAACUGGAACAGGACGGAAGCAACUC